Eruca vesicaria subsp. sativa (arugula) is the source of this 930-nucleotide messenger RNA. NCBI's taxonomy places the organism in Eukaryota, Viridiplantae, Streptophyta, Magnoliopsida, Brassicales, Brassicaceae. The record is from the annotation of a GenBank genome assembly.
AUGGACGACGCUGUUGACCGACUCACUGUUGGUCCGACGCGUAUCGGUUUAGAAUUGGGACAUCAAGGUCAGUGCCGUAGAGCCACAACGGAAGUUGGAGUUGCAAUCACUUCCCAUCUUUUAUUGCGGUACGAGAAUGCAAAGAUCGAGCGGUGCGAUCGAAUCUCCAUCAUCCCUCGUGGUCAAACACUGUCUCAAGUCGUGUUUCAUCGGCUUGACGAUGAAUCCUACAUGUUUGGUCGUCGUCCACAACUUCUUCAUCGUCUUCAGAUUCUAAACGAUGCGAUUUUGCAUUUUAAGGAGGGGAACAAGAGAUGCUCAGAGAUUCUUAAGUGUAUUCAGAGAUGGGCUCCCUUCAAGGACUUGAUCAAGGCAAUGCAGGUCAUGUUGUCUCGGCCGUUAUUGGUUCUCACGAUUGCUGAGGCUCUUACAGAUCAGUCAGAAGUAAAGCAAGAAGCCCCGGGAGGUACCGCCUCUCAUGCAUCUGCAGAAUCAGAGUCUGACCCGCAGACGUCUCAGUCUCCAUCAGAUAUAAGAAUUGAAGAUGAGGCUCCAGAUUCUGUAACUUCACAAGACUGGCUUACACAACUCUACAAAGAACUGGAAAAGCAGAGACUUAGCUUGCCAGAGAGUAACCAAAGACCUUGCCUCAUUGUCCGCUUGGGGCUUGCUUUCCUAAAGUUGCCAUCUCAUGAAAGACCUUGUUUCGCUCAUGCAAUCAUUUCUCAGGUAGAGCACGGCCUUUUGCAUCUUCUAAACCCCGAGAAUUCAGAACUUACAGUACUAGUGGAUUGUGAAGGAUUAUCUCCUCUGAGGAUUCCGAUGCAGAUGUUGAGAUCAUGUUCUUCAGUUCUUCAAGAUCACUUCCCUAACCGUCUUGGCUGCCUAUUCAUCAUUCGCCAAAGAAAAUUAGAACAUGCUCCUUCUUAA